AUGAUGGAAAAACUCCGAAAACAACUUCAUAUUGGUGAUGUAUUUUUCCGUGAUAUACUAACAGAAUUUUUCUGUACUGCGCUUUUGCUGUUCUGGGGUGAUUCAACGGUAGCUCAAUUCGUUAUCUCAAAAAGGCAAACAGAUGAGUGGACAUCGCUAACGAUAUCUUGGGGUAUUGGACUAUGGUUAUGUGUACAAAUGAGCUAUCGUACGUCAGGAGGUCACCUGAAUCCUGCGGUAUCAUUCUUUCUAUUCACACAAAGAAAAAUUAGUUUUGUAAAGUUCAUAGUGUUUUCAAUAACGCAGAUUGCCGGUGCAUUUGUUGGAGCUCUGGGAGUAUUCGUCAUGUAUUACGAGGGAAUCAAUGAUUUCGAUCAUGGAACACGACAUGUGACAGGACCA
Strongylus vulgaris is the source of this 402-nucleotide messenger RNA. The record is from the annotation of a GenBank genome assembly. NCBI's taxonomy places the organism in Eukaryota, Metazoa, Nematoda, Chromadorea, Rhabditida, Strongylidae.